Molecule: messenger RNA, 4545 nt
Organism: Balaenoptera musculus (blue whale)
Lineage: Eukaryota; Metazoa; Chordata; Mammalia; Artiodactyla; Balaenopteridae
Gene: PTCH2
Product: patched 2
Exons: 21
Coding region: 350-4084 (1244 amino acids)
Biological process (GO): smoothened signaling pathway
Cellular component (GO): plasma membrane
Molecular function (GO): hedgehog family protein binding; smoothened binding; hedgehog receptor activity
Source: RefSeq, a predicted model, not a curated record
GCCUAGCAACGGAUCCAGCCGCGCAGCUCCGGGUAAUUUGCCGGCGACUAAGCCAAAGGGAGGGCUUAGCCCCGGCCCUUCCCUUUUUCUUGGACUACAGACGCCUCCUCGACACUGCGGUCGCCACCUCGAGCCGCGCCGGGCGUCGCGUAGCUGUUCCUGCACGCGGGACCGACUCCGGCUCGGCGCCCCGGGCCCGCACCGCCCUGCACUCCUACAGCUCACGGACGCCACUGUACACCCGUACCCGCGGCUAAGCGGCCCCACUGAAUUCCGACGCGGGACCUCGCGGUACGCGGGACCAGGCCAGCCUAUGGGGGCUCCCAGAUAACGCGGGUUGGGGGCGCCCAUGCCCCCCAUCCCCGCCAGCAUGGCUCGGCCACCACCCCUCGGGGAGCUGCCCCCGGGCUACACACCCCCAGCUCGAUCUGCAGCACCCCAGAUCCUAGCUGGGAGCCUUCAGGCUCCACUCUGGCUUCGUGCUUACUUCCAGGGCCUGCUCUUCUCUCUGGGCUGCGGGAUCCAGAGACACUGUGGCAAAGUGCUCUUCCUGGGACUUUUGGCCUUUGGGGCCCUAGCACUGGGUCUCCGCGUGGCCAUCAUUGAGACAGACCUAGAACAGCUCUGGGUGGAAGCGGGCAGCCGGGUGAGCCAAGAGCUGCAAUACACCAAGGAGAAGCUGGGGGAGGAGGCUGCAUACACCUCCCAGAUGUUGAUACAGACCCCGCGCCAGGAGGGGGAGAAUGUCCUCACGCCUGAGGCACUUGGCCUCCACCUCCAGGCAGCCCUCACCGCCAGUAAAGUGCAAGUAUCACUCUAUGGAAAGUCCUGGGAUUUGAACAAAAUCUGCUACAAGUCAGGAGUUCCCCUAAUUGAAAACGGAAUGAUUGAGCGGAUGAUUGAGAAGCUGUUUCCCUGCGUGAUCCUCACCCCCCUCGACUGCUUCUGGGAAGGAGCCAAACUCCAAGGGGGCUCUGCCUACUUGCCGGGCCGCCCCGACAUCCAGUGGACCAACCUGGAUCCAGAGCAGCUGCUGGAGGAGCUGGGCCCCUUUGCCUCCCUUGAGGGCUUCCGGGAGCUGCUAGACAAGGCACAGGUGGGCCAGGCCUACGUGGGGCGGCCCUGUCUGCACCCUGACGACCUCCACUGCCCAUCUAGUGCCCCUAACCAUCACAGCAGGCAGGCUCCCAAUGUGGCUCAGGAGUUGAGCGGGGGCUGCCAUGGCUUCUCCCACAAGUUCAUGCACUGGCAGGAGGAACUGCUGCUGGGAGGCCUGGCCAGAGACCCCCGAGGACAGCUGCUGAGGGCAGAGGCCCUGCAGAGCACCUUCCUGCUGAUGAGUCCCCGCCAGCUCUAUGAGCACUUCCGGGGCGACUACCAGACGCACGACAUCGGCUGGAGCGAGGAGCAGGCCAGCACGGUGCUGCAGGCCUGGCAGCGGCGCUUCGUGCAGCUGGCGCAGGAGGCCCUGCCUGGGAACGCGUCCCAGCAGAUCCACGCCUUCUCCUCCACCACCCUGGAUGACAUCCUGCACGCCUUCUCUGAAGUCAGCGCUGCCCGCGUGGUGGGAGGCUACCUGCUCAUGCUGGCCUACGCCUGCGUGACAAUGCUGCGGUGGGACUGUGCUCAGUCCCAGGGUGCCGUGGGCCUCGCCGGGGUGCUGCUGGUGGCCCUGGCGGUGGCCUCGGGCCUCGGGCUCUGCGCCCUGCUCGGCAUCGCCUUCAAUGCCGCCACUACCCAGGUGCUGCCCUUCUUGGCACUGGGCAUUGGCGUGGAUGACAUAUUCCUGCUGGCACAUGCCUUCACAGAGGCUCCACCUGGCACCCCUCUCCAGGAGCGCACAGGUGAGUGUCUGCAGCGCACAGGCACCAGCGUUGCACUCACAUCCAUCAACAACAUGGUCGCCUUCUUCAUGGCUGCCCUAGUUCCCAUCCCUGCACUGCGGGCCUUCUCCUUGCAGGUGAGGCCUCACAAACGGGGCCCGGGCUCAGGGUGGGCAUGGAGCCGGGGCAGGCCUCAUCCAGGCUUUGUGCCCCUCCUGUCCAUCCCGCAGGCGGCAGUAGUGGUUGGCUGCAACUUUGCAGCCAUGAUGCUUGUCUUCCCAGCGGUCCUCAGCCUGGACCUGCACCGGCGCCACUGCCAGCGCCUUGAUGUGCUCUGCUGCUUCUCUAGCCCCUGCUCUGCUCGGGUGAUUCAGAUUCUGCCCCAGGAGCUGGGGGAUAGGACAGUACCAGUGGGCAUUGCUCACCUGACUGCCACUGUUCAGGCAUUUGCGCACUGUGAAGCCAGCAGCCAGCAUGUGGUCACCAUCCUGCCUCCCCAAGCCCACCUGGUGCCCCCACCUUCUGACCCACUGGCCUCUGAGCUCUUCAGCCCAGGAGGGUCAACACGGGACCUUCUAGGCCAGGAGGAGGGGACAAGGCAGAAGGCAGCCUGCAAGUCCCUGGCCUGCGCCCGCUGGAAUCUUGCCCAUUUCGCCCGAUCUCAGUUUGCACCCUUGCUGCUCCAGUCCCACACCAAGGCCAUGGUGCUGGUACUUUUUGGGGCUCUUCUGGGCCUGAGCCUCUAUGGAUCGACCUUGGUGCAGGAUGGGCUGGCCCUGACAGAUGUGGUGCCUCGGGGCACCAAGGAGCAUGCCUUCCUGAGCGCCCAGCUCAGGUACUUCUCUCUGUACGAGGUGGCCCUGGUGACACAGGGUGGCUUUGACUACGCCCACUCCCAACGCGCCCUCUUUGAUCUGCACCAGCGCUUCAGUUCCCUCAAGGCGGUGCUGCCCCCACCGGCCACGCAGGCACCCCGCACCUGGCUGCACUAUUACCGCAACUGGCUACAGGGAAUCCAGGCUGCGUUUGACCAGGACUGGGCUUCUGGGCACAUCACCCGCCACUCAUACCGCAAUGGCUCUGAGGAUGGGGCCCUAGCCUACAAGCUGCUCAUCCAGACCGGGGAUGCCCAGGAGCCUCUGGAUUUCAGCCAGCUGACCACAAGGAAGCUGGUGGACAAGGAUGGGCUGAUUCCACCUGAGCUCUUCUACAUGGGGCUGACCAUGUGGGUGAGCAGUGACCCCCUGGGUCUGGCAGCCUCACAGGCCAACUUCUACCCCCCACCUCCCGAGUGGCUGCAUGACAAGUACGACACCACCGGGGAGAACCUUCGCAUCCCCGCGGCCCAGCCCCUGGAGUUUGCCCAGUUCCCCUUUCUACUGCACGGCCUCCAGAAGACUGCAGACUUCGUGGAGACCAUUGAGGGGGCCCGGGCAGCGUGUGCCGAGGCAGGCCGGGCCGGGGUGCGCGCCUACCCCAGCGGCUCCCCCUUCCUCUUCUGGGAGCAGUAUCUGGGCCUGCGGCGCUGCUUCCUGCUGGCAGUCUGCAUCCUGCUGGUGUGCACUUUCCUCGUCUGCGCCCUGCUGCUGCUCAACCCCUGGGCAGCUUCCCUCAUAGUACUGGUCCUGGCAGUGAUGACCAUGGAGCUCUUUGGCAUCAUGGGUUUCCUGGGCAUCAAGCUGAGCGCCAUCCCCGUGGUGAUCCUUGUGGCGUCUGUAGGCAUUGGUGUCGAGUUCACGGUCCAUGUGGCUCUGGGCUUCCUGACCUCCCAGGGUAGCCGGAACCUCCGGGCUGCCCGGGCCCUAGAGCACACAUUGGCCCCGGUGACCGAUGGGGCCAUCUCCACAUUGCUGGGUCUGCUCAUGCUUGCUGGUUCCAACUUUGACUUCAUUGUAAGGUACUUCUUCGUGGUGCUGACAGUACUCACACUCCUAGGCCUCCUCCAUGGGCUCGUGCUGCUGCCUGUGCUGCUGUCCAUCCUGGGCCCCCCACCAGAGGUGGUACAGAUGUACAAGGAGAGCCCAGAGGUCCUGAGCCCACCAGCUGCACAAGGAGGAGGGCUCAGGUGGGGGGUAGCCCCCACCCUUCCCCAGAGCUUUGCCAGAGUGACUACCUCCAUGACCGUGGCCCUCCGCCCACCUCCACUGCCUGGUGCCUACAUCCACCCAGCCUCUGAAGAGCCUACUUGGUCCCCUGCUGCCACACCAGCUGCCAGUGGCUCCAGCAACCUUACUUCUAGGGGACCAUGUCCAGCCAUCUGAUGAAAGAGCAGCUGAAGCAUGGAGACCCCGUUCAGGCCACAUGAAGGCACUGGGAAGCCGUGGGGUGUUACUGAACGCAGGGCAGACUCCUGGGGAGCCCUGCUGCUGCUGCUGUCUGCCUCCAUCCCCUCCCCGACCCAGCCAUCACAGACCUCCCUGGGAUCCACACAAAACCACCACCCUCUAGGCUGUGAGCAGCCUUGCACACCCGGGUGCUCCGUGCCUGUGCCCAUGCCCGGGUGGGGUGAAAGCCAGCAAGCACUUCAGGCUGCAGUGCAGCCCUGUCCCCGCUCCCACCCCACCCUGCUGCCCCCAGCAGACCAAGCCUGAGGGAUCCUCUAGCACCCUUCACCAGUCCUGGUCCCCCACUGCUUGCUGAGUCCUGGGUAGGCUCUCUGUAUCCCUGCCCACCUCUCACCACAUAAAUUAUUUAUAUGGAGACGUUUAUUUUUGUAGUUUGU